AUGGAAAUAGUGGCCAUGAUUCUGGCCGCAAUUGUCAUUCUGAACCUAAUUCUCGGUUGUAAAAGCAGGAGCAAGAGCUCAUCAUAUGCAAGGAAAACCCUGGCAAAAGGAAAACCUUCACCAAAGACGGCGAAGUCGUUGAGCACAUGUAGAGAGCCCGAAGCAAAUACUGCUCUAAGUAUGGACGAACAGAAGGAACAACCAACACCUUUAGUCUCAGAAGAUACUCAGUUGAAAGACGAGCCAGUGGCGAAGCAGUCAACAGAGGAGGCUGCAAAGUUGAAGACGGCGGAUGAUGGUAAGAAGAAAAGGCGGAAAUCAGAGGAAGGAGGAGCUAGAAAGCUGACCAAAAAGGAGAAGAAAACAAAAGGAACUCAGGAAUCGCCACCAAAACAAGCAGCUGGUAAAAAAGGACUAAAACCACCGAAACAGGCAAAGACGAAGAGAACAGUGGAAGGGCCAACGCAGGAGGUGGACUUGAAAGAAGACGGUGGACUGCAACCAGCAGGGCGAAAGAAGAGCGCAGCCGGUGUACCUCCUGCUCCUCAUGUAGGCACAUGA
This is a messenger RNA of Cooperia oncophora, 561 nucleotides long. NCBI's taxonomy places the organism in Eukaryota, Metazoa, Nematoda, Chromadorea, Rhabditida, Trichostrongylidae. The record is from the annotation of a GenBank genome assembly.